This is a messenger RNA of Priapulus caudatus, 1753 nucleotides long. RefSeq names its product piggyBac transposable element-derived protein 4-like. The record is from RefSeq and is a predicted model, not a curated record. The coding region runs from base 764 to 1753 and encodes 329 amino acids. The transcript is spliced from 3 exons. NCBI's taxonomy places the organism in Eukaryota, Metazoa, Priapulida, Priapulimorpha, Priapulimorphida, Priapulidae.
UGACAUGUCUGGCGAUGAUUUGGGCUAUGAUGGCGGUAAUGCUAACAGUGUACAAGGUGACAGUGACUCAGAUGGGGGUCAAAAUGUAGAUUCUGAGACUGAAUCUGAGAAUGGCAUGGACAUUGAUGAUAAAAGCGAUGAUGAUGCACCCCCUCCUAGGCAAAGACGUUGUCAAGCCAAUAUGCCUAGGGCUGCAGGUCAUAAUUUUGAUUGGGCCAAGCUGGGUCCUGAUGUAAAUGUGCAGCCUACAUUUAACCCUUUGUAUCAAGGACAACCAGGUUUGAAAGCCGGUGUAAUUGACCCUGAUCAUGAUGAACCUAUUGACUACUUCUACAAGUUUUUUCCUGUUGGAAUAUUUACUGUUAUGGCACGAGAGACUAAUAACUAUGCCCUGCUGUUUUUUGACAACCCUGUUGAAAUUCCACCAUCAUCCAGGUCCAGGAAAUGGAAGGACAAUACAGUGGAGGAGAUGAAGGUGUUUGUUGCCAUCGAGAUUGCCAUGUGACUCUGCUCUAAAAAUUGACUUACUGAUUACUGGGAUAGAUUCUGGCUAACUCAAACUCCGUCUUACACUGAAGUGAUUGCACGGGACCGCUACCAUAUCCUACGGUCAUUUCUGCACUUCUGUGAUAACAAAGGACAACAUCCGAGGGGUCAUGACCUCUAUGAUCUGUUGUACAAGAUUCGCCCCGUGAUUGAUCUCGUGAAGGAUACCUACCUGGACGCCUAUGUGCCACAUCAAGAGAUAUCGGUGGAUAAGAUAAUGAAAGGGUUCAAAGGACGUCUGAGUUUCAAACAGUAUAUUCCUAAUAAACCCAAAAAGUGGGGAAUAAAGAUUUGGUCACUCUGUGAUUCUAGAAAUGGUUUUAACCUUAGAUGGCGAGUUUAUACAGGGAAGUUGGAGGAUGACCGUGGCGACGAGACAUUGGGUUCCCAUGUAGUUCGAAAUCUUUUGGAUGGAAUGGAUGGUAGUGGCCAUAAAGUUUUUAUGGACAACUUCUUCUCCUACCCAGAACUGUUUCAUAGCCUCAAACAGAAGAACAUGGGUGCAUGUGGUACUGUUCGAUCCAAUAGAAAGGGAUUGCCAAAGAACAUUGGUCCCAAAGACGUAAAACUGAAACAGGGUGAUUUGCCUGUGUUUUGGCAUGGUGCAAAUUACUCCCUGACCUUCACCACGUGGCAGGACACUAAACAUUUGAAGCAGGCACAAGUCAACAAGGAAAUCCGAUUGAAGAAGGAUGCCACUGGAAAGCGUACGGUGAAAAAGCCUGCUCUAGUUCAAGACUACAACAAAUAUAUGGGUGGGGUCGAUAGGUUUGACCAGCUUUCAGCCUACUACUGCUAUCCACACAAGUCCCAGAAGUGGUAUCAGAUAAUGUACCACUAUGUGAUAGAAACAGCACUUGUCAAUGGCCACAUUGCCUACAAAGAGAGCCAUCCUGAUGUCAACAUUGACCAGACCAUGUUCCGUGAGAAAGUCAUUGACUCUCUCAUUCCUCUGAACAUUCGUACACAUGCUAAAGACAAAGGAAACACUGUGGAUAAGCGUAGGAAAAGAUGCUUAGUUGGUCACUUCUGUGCAGAAUAUGUCAACAAAUCCUACAGGCCAGAGUGUAUUGUGUGCUCUGAUAGGCAGGCUCACCAGCGGCAUCAAACUCGAAACUACUGUGAGGACUGCGACCAAGCCAUGUGUUUCCCAGCAUGCUUCAAGCGUUAUCAUACCCAGUACAAAUAUAAAGUCACUUAUAACUAA